UAAUGUGAUCAUGAUAAUUUUACUUUAAAUACAAUAUUACUUAUUAUUUUAAAUAUAAAUAAUUAUAAAAUGGAAUACAGAUUGGAUAAUAACACUAAUAAACAUCACGCUGACUGCCGAUUUAGGAGACAUAUAAAACAAAGGAUAUCGAUACGGCGACAAAACAAACGCGUGGUCUUCAAAACAGGAGAGUUAAACUUCGAAAAAUCUUCCUCGGAAACUCCGUUUCGUAUAAUACCUGAUAUUAUUUCAAAGUUUAUAGAUGCGAGGUGGAGAUGGAGCCUAAUAUUUUGCAUUCUAGUUUACAUUUUAAUAUGGUUCUUAUUUGCAUCUAUUUGGUGGCUUAUUCUUUAUUUACAUGGAGAUCUUAGAGAAGAAAAUUUGCCCAGUGCCAACAACGGAACAAUUUGGAACCCAUGCGUUCGAGAAAUUUACAGUUUCACGUCUAUUUUUCUAUUCAGUAUUGAAAUACAUACCACAAUAGGCUAUGGCAAGAGAGCUAUAACGCUAGAAUGUCCUUCGGCUAUGUUAACCAUGUGCAUCGAAGGUAUAGCAGGACAUUUUACGCAAGCAUUAAUUGUUGCGAUAGUUUUCGCAAAACUAACAAGACCAAAAAAUCGAGCACAAUCCCUUAUAUUCUCAAAAAGUGCUAUUAUUAAUCAAAGAGAUACACAUUUGUGUUUGAUAUUCAGGGUAGGAAAUAUAAGAAAAUCGAGGAUAAUAGCAUCAAAAGUGAAUGCUUAUUUAAUUCAAUAUGAAAGGAAAUCAGAUGAUGAUAUCAUAGUGAACAAUGAACAAAUUAAUUUACGCGUUAAAGUUGAUGCAUGCGAUGACAUACUAUUUUUAAAUCCAAUAUCUGUUGUUCAUAGAAUUGAUAGUGACAGUCCUUUCUAUAACAUGUCUGCCCAAGAUAUGUUGAAUUCAGAUCUAGAGAUAGUAGUCGUCUUUGAAGGCAUCAUCGAAUCGACGGGACAGACUGUUCAAGCAAUAUCGAGUUACACCAGUCAAGAGAUAAUGUGGGGCCGACGAUUUUCACAGCUGAUACAUUUUCAAAAGAAUAAGCAAGGUUAUGUAAAAGAUUUCUCAAAGUUUGAUGAAAUGUGUCGAGUGAAUACACCACUUUGUAGAGCGAAAGAACUAGAUGGUUAUUUUGAAAAUAGAAAACGUUUAUCGUCUGUACUUACGUGAGUGAUCAGCACCUUCACUUAUGUUACUUCUUUAGUAUUUUGAAUGAUAUUGGUUUAAGAUGCGGAUUUAUAAUCAUUACUAAUUUCCUCAGGUUCAUAAUGUCUUCAUAUAUAGUUUUCAACGCGAACAUUUGUAUUUCAAUGGUGGAUAACCUUAUUUUUAUAGCUGUCAAUUGUCUGGUGCAUGAUUUUAUAUCUUGAUCCAAUUUUAACAAUUUCUUAUUAUUAAUGUCUAUAUUUUCUUUUAAGAAACUUUUUGUCGUCAUCAUCUUUUUUAUUAUAAUUUAUUAUAAACAAUUACGAAUAGCACAACUAGGUACUUCCUGUUUUAUCACUACUGUGAAAUAUGAACCAACAAAAUAUAAAAAAUGAACUGAAAACGUCAGGAAGGUGAACGAUAAAUAAUCACAGCAAGAUAAGCAUUACAGCUGUAGCGAUUGGCAAAAUAAUGAUACCUAAGUAAUAUCAAUAGCCGUUUAAUUCCAAUCAUUUUUGAAUCAUUCACCUAUUAUCGAAUUCAUAAACAAAGACUACAAUACUCAGAAAUCUAAAUAAUAGGCAUAAGUACAUAUGCCUAUUCUGUACGUAUUCUGUGUAAAAACUAUUAAAUUAA
Molecule: messenger RNA, 1800 nt
Organism: Vanessa atalanta (red admiral)
Lineage: Eukaryota; Metazoa; Arthropoda; Insecta; Lepidoptera; Nymphalidae
Product: inward rectifier potassium channel 2-like
Exons: 2
Coding region: 70-1188 (372 amino acids)
Biological process (GO): regulation of monoatomic ion transmembrane transport; potassium ion import across plasma membrane
Cellular component (GO): plasma membrane
Molecular function (GO): inward rectifier potassium channel activity
Source: RefSeq, a predicted model, not a curated record